Grammomys surdaster is the source of this 2317-nucleotide messenger RNA. RefSeq names its product caspase 7 (gene Casp7). The transcript has 7 exons. Gene Ontology annotation, biological process: apoptotic process; proteolysis. Gene Ontology annotation, cellular component: cytoplasm. Bases 58 to 969 code for a protein of 303 amino acids. The record is from RefSeq and is a predicted model, not a curated record. NCBI's taxonomy places the organism in Eukaryota, Metazoa, Chordata, Mammalia, Rodentia, Muridae.
UCGCCCCUCGCGGAGGACGCACGCCGCCGUGGGCUCCCGGCCGCUGCCGUGGGAACGAUGGCCGACGAUCAGGACUGUGCUGCAGAGCUGGAAAACAUGGAUUCUUCCAGUGAAGACGGAGUUGAUGCCAGGCCAGACCGCUCCUCCAUCAUCACUUCCAUUCUCCGGAAAAAGAAGAAAAAUGCCUCUACGUGCCCCGUCAGUACCACCCGGGACCGAGUGCCCACGUACCUGUACCGCAUGGAUUUCAAGAAGAUGGGCAAAUGUAUCAUCAUAAAUAACAAAAACUUUGACAAAGUGACAGGUAUGGAUGUCCGGAAUGGAACGGACAAAGAUGCAGAGGCCCUCUUCAAGUGCUUCCGAAGCCUGGGUUUUGAAGUGGAUGUCUACAAUGACUGCUCUUGUGCAAAGAUGCAAGAUCUGCUUAGAAAAGCCUCUGAGGAGGACCACAGCAACUCCGCCUGCUUCGCCUGCGUCCUGCUGAGCCACGGAGAGGAGAAUCUGAUUUAUGGGAAAGAUGGCGUGACACCCAUAAAGGAUCUGACAGCUCAUUUCAGGGGAGACCGAUGCAAAACCCUGUUAGAGAAACCCAAACUCUUCUUCAUUCAGGCAUGCCGUGGGACCGAGCUCGAUGACGGCAUCCAGGCUGACUCGGGGCCCAUCAACGACACUGACGCUAACCCCCGGUACAAGAUCCCGGUGGAAGCUGACUUUCUCUUUGCUUACUCCACGGUUCCAGGCUAUUACUCAUGGAGGAACCCAGGGAAAGGCUCCUGGUUUGUUCAGGCCCUCUGCUCCAUCCUGAAUGAGCACGGCAAGGACCUGGAGAUCAUGCAGAUCCUGACCAGGGUGAACGACAGGGUGGCCAGGCACUUCGAGUCCCAGUCUGAUGAUCCACGCUUCAACGAGAAGAAACAGAUUCCAUGUAUGGUGUCCAUGCUCACCAAAGAGCUCUACUUCAGCCGUUGACCGCCCCUUCAACCGAGAGCCUACCGUCGCUCACUGAUGAAUCCGGUUUUUAUUUUAUGUUUUUGUUCUGAUGCUCUCAAAAUAUCCAGGAAUGUUAAGGGGAUUUAAUUUAAGGAAAGUAUAUUGAUCCGGUAGGGAGGAAGUUCUCUGGUGAUGUCUGAUAUUCUGGGUUUCCAGAUUUUUGUUGUUGUUGUUGUUUAAUAACUUUGUUCAUCUGAUGACUUCACACUUUUCCUUUAAAGUUAAUUUCCUGUUCCCGCCCCCCCCACCGCUCUCCUUGUCAUCUCUUGAGUGCAUGAAUGACCUCAGGAGAAGAUAUUGGUGAUGACAUGAGUGGAAAGUCAGAGCCUUAGUUGAACUUAGCAAAGAGAAUCCCAACUCUUGAUGAAAGAAUACAGCUGAGACACUUGUCGGCCUCCAUUGGAGAAGGUGGCUGCUGAGGGGUUUGAAUGAUUGUUUUCAGUGACUUAGGACAGAUUCUUCAGCAGACCGUCCCAGGUAGCUGAAAGGAGACAACAGUUAAUAUUCUAAUAUAUGGGACCCAGUCCAGAAAACAAGCCAUUCUAGGAAUAUUGGUGCAGAAGUGUCGACACAGGGAAUUCACUUACGUGGGUAACUAAGAGAGAGCCAAACAGUAGACAUCUGUUACCCACUGUGAGGCUAUAAGAGGAGUUCGGUUCCCGUGUCAUCAGUGAGAACUGUGGCAGGGCAGCCUUCUAGAAGCUAGGACCAUGGAGGCUAUGGUGAUUGGAGCCAUGCCCAGGACAAGCCACUGUCUGAGAUGGAAACCAAACCAGAACUGAGACAGACACCAAGACGCACACACGUCUCCCCAGGCCUGUGCCCAUAUCCACCAGUGCCUUACCAUUCCAGGGUGCCUGAAAGCCAGCUAGUAAGGCCCUGGGGACCGUGCUACCCUGUGAUGCAGAGCAGGGGAGUGGAUAGCAAGACAGGGGUAAUGGUGGGAAUAAACUCGACCCAAAAUGUGAGUUAAAUAACCAUGUUCUCUGGCGUGCUACACUGUAUUCAUUCAUUAUUCACUGACGUGUCGAUCAUCCACACAGGUGCUGAAGAGUAACCCAUUUCACUUUUUGUACAGGAUAAUGUUUUUGUACUUUAAAUACAUCUGGAAAUUCUUUAAAAUAGUCCAAGAUUUUUUUCUGAGUAAUCUUUGGUGAACUCCGGUUCUACAAAUGGUUCUACAAAUGGCGCCUUAGGCAAAGAUCUUGGCAGUGUCUUUCCAAGGUGUCAUUUUCUUUGGAAUUCGUCAUACAUUCUUAUUUUUCCCGCCUAAUAAGUGGUUGACAGAUGUUCCUAUUUAUUGAUUAAAAUGUGUUUCAGAAACUCC